Molecule: messenger RNA, 6104 nt
Organism: Pecten maximus
Lineage: Eukaryota; Metazoa; Mollusca; Bivalvia; Pectinida; Pectinidae
Product: integrator complex subunit 8-like
Biological process (GO): snRNA 3'-end processing
Cellular component (GO): integrator complex
Source: RefSeq, a predicted model, not a curated record
CCGGAAAUCACCGGUGCGUGCCAAACAGCAACUCGAUCUUAUGAAUUCAAAGAUUGUGGCUAUUUCAUCUCAGUCUGAUGGUAAAUAGUACAGGAAUUCUGUGGAAAUUUAUCAUCUUUACCUUCUGGAUGAUUGGGAUUUAAUGUAUUGGCCUAUAAUGAAGUGAUAACUACCACUUUGUUGGAGUUUAUGGUAUUCAGUGGGUAAGAAGAAAUUUAAUGAUUCUUCUGAAGAAUCAUUAAUAUUUAAACAUCCUGUGAAUAAACAUAACGAACAAAAUGACAGAGGCAUUACCUAGAGGUAAUUUCGGACCUGGACCCACAACUCUCCCUGUCAUCUCUUGGUUUGAAUUUCUGCUGAAUGACAAACUGCUUGAAAAUCAUCUACAGCUUGAAAAUCCAGAUCCGACACCUGUCCAGCUGAUUAUACAGUUCCUACAGCAGGCAGAGACACAACAGGUUGCCAACAAUAUACAGCAGACCAUUACACGGGAGACCUUGUUACCCCUCCAUCCCAUCCCCACCAACAAUGGACAGGGGCCAGACCAAAUCAAGACAGAGGAACCAGAAACAAAACCACAGAUAAAAGAAUUGAAGAAAGUCACUGCUUUAAAGUUACUGGCACUGAAAGUCACAGCUUACCUCAACUGGAAUCUGACAUUGCUGCUGAAGAGUGUGCCCCUGGUGAUGCUGCAUGCGCUGCUGAAUGAGCUGCUGAAGAUCACACUACACCUGGAUGUGGACGCAGUCAGUGGGAGGGUGAUGGAGUAUGAGGAGAUAUCUGACCAGGCAGUCUUUACAUUACAACUGUAUUACCGAUGGUGUCUACUUGCAGUUGUUAAGGACAGCUUUCCUACUCGUCCUGUUAGGUCUUUUCUACAAGUGCAAGGUCAACCAGAUCCUACAGCGGCCUUGGCAGCAGCUAAUGAAAACCUUUUACGGACACUAAAGGAGAGGACAGCUAUGUCUGUAGCUAACUUAGAAAAGUGUGUCCAUUGUGGGCGUACCAUCAAGAUGCCAACAGUCAGCAGUUUUCGAAUUCCUGACGAACACACAGAUGAGCCACAGUAUGACUGGGACGCAUCACUUCCCAUCGUGCCAGACGAGUAUAACUGUCAGAUCUUUUAUGAUAUAGGGAACUUCUACUUUUAUGAAAAGGGCUAUAGUCAUGCAUAUGUAAUGUUUAAGAGAUGUACAGAAUUAUUUGACCAUUUAAAGUCACCUGUGUACUGUAAUAUAGACGAGGCGAGACUGAGAGGCUACAUGACAGGCUGCCAUAGUCUGAGGAGUGUGAGUGAGAACCAGGAAGUCAAACCAGACAGUCUGUAUGAACAGGCUGAAAACAGCAAGAAAAGCCAGUACACGGAUAUAGUGGAGAUACUACUGGCAGACAACAUGAAGCAGGAGUUGAGCACGUCAUAUCGUAGUGAUCUGGAGGCGGACAUCGCCGACAAGGGUGAAAGCUACAGUCACCUGUAUGUCCAGGUAGGGAUUUGUAAUGUGGUGCGGGGGGUAAUGGAAGGCAAGGCUCUCGUCUCUCUACUUGCCGAUGUUCUGGAGGAAGCAGAUGAGAACACUGUUGAUUUCUUACUCAUGGUGAUAACAAAGGCUUUGAGUGGUGCUUCCUAUACACAGAAAAACAACCUGAAAUGUUUUAUCUGGCAUCUUAUGGACCUGUCACCUGCAGGGUCAAAGUUUAACACCAUGGUGAUGAAGGAGCCGUUGUCGGACAACUUUACGAAACAAGAGUUGUCAGAGAUGGCGCUACUGGCGGAUGAAGAUGGCAGUAAUGGUUACGGUCAAAUGAUUGACGAUGAUGUCACAACCACCUGUUCAAGUUAUCCGGGAAGUCGAGGUGUUUCUUUCUUAUCAGAGGGGACCGAUUCAUCGGUGAGUUUAGGAAAUGCAGAACACCAGCUGAUGUAUAUUUAUGAUCCAGACAUCAUGCGCCGCCUCAUCGUGGAACUCUGUCAGAAGUAUAACCGGUCGCCAGCAUACAUCAUGUCCUUGAAUGAGAAGUGGAAGGUCCCACGUGACAUGCAUCACAUCAUUAUGAAUCUUAAGCCCAGUGAAGACCAGGCUUACGUUUAUCUUCUCAUUGGGAAGGCUAAUCAUUGCAUGGAUGUCCGUAUCUACGAGCGAGCAAGACAGCUGCUUUAUGUUGCAGACCGUGUGGUGGCAGAAAUGUCUUAUACACUGUCCAAGCAUGUCCGCUGGCACAUCCUUCUGGCAGAUCUUCAACAGUACUUCCUGUCGGAGACUCUAGCUGACCAAACCUCACUACAAGACCUGGUCAAGAAAACCAAAACAUGUAUCACUUGUGUACGACUUGGUCAGGACGUACAACCGAGUCGGUUUGUCCUGGAACAUUGUGCAGCCUUCCUACUCAACAUCCGUGACUGGAACUACUUAGCCAACAUGGAUAACUCCGGCUCGGGUCAUAUCGAGCUAUGUCGGCUGUUUUCCUGUGUAUGUAAAGAACUGCCGUCCAUUAAAAAUGCCAGAAAACCAGGGAGAGAUUUGUGGGAAGCUUUGAGAUAUAUAUUCACCACAAGUACCCAACAAAACCGAGGGAACAGUGCGGCUAGGAACAGUGCUAUUCACAGGGAGCCCAACUACGCCUGUGUUACCAAGGACGCUUUCAUAGAAUUCCUCAAAAAGAUCAAGGAGCCAAGCAUUCUCUCUUUGCUGAUAUCCGUGAUAACCAAGUACUACAACAUACUGAGGGAUGAUAUAUCUUGUGAAAUUUCUAGUGACUAUAUAGCCUUGUGGCCUACAACAUUGAGCAAUUCCUCGUUGGUGAAUGGUGAUGCUGUGGAGGAGGCCUUGUCAGUACUGAUGCAGCAUGUUCUCCGUGUGAACCCUGCCCAACCUUCCUGGCUCCGUACACAGGCUGACAUACACUUUGCCAACAACCAAUUCUCUCCUGCCAUGAAGUAUUUUAUGGAGGCUGGAGUGGUGGCAUCAGACUUCUUCUCCAGUGCUGUACCUAAGAGUAUCUAUGAUGACCAGGUAUACAGGAGAAUGGUGAAGUGUUGUUCCUAUCUUCAGUGUCAUACCCAGGUGGCAGUACUGUGUCAGUUCCUGGAUGAGGUUGACUACACCACAGCUUUUAAAGGCCUCCAGGAAAAGAAUGUGUAUGAUGCAAUGGACUCGUACUACCCCUGUGUCUGGGAUGUCAGCAUGCUUGAAUUUCUUGUCCAUCUACACACAAGAAGAGGAGAAGUGGAGAAGAGGCAGGCAGCAAUGAAGGCACUCAGCCAGAUUGACCUGAACAGCAACAACCCAGAGGAUAUUGUACAGAGAGCUGUACAGAUGAGGAAACGGAAGUUCCUUCGCUCUCUAGCCAAACAGUACCUCUGAUGUUAGCCACAACUAGCAAGACUCCAGUUACCAAACAAUACAUAAACUCCUACAAUCUAAUGACAAGAAGCAGCAAACGUUUAGAGAUAUUGUCACUGUACUAGUAAACCCAUUUCUGUUUCAUCAUUAUGCAUACAUGUGUAAUUGUAGUCAGCUAAUUUAUGUUUAUUUAUUUGGUUUCUCCAAAUUUCCUGUUGAUGGCAUCAAUGAUGGAGAAGCAUGUGCUUGUCCUGUUGGUCAACCUCUGCAACACCUGGGUAACUUUAGUAUUUAGCUACCUGUGUACUAUGCUGCUGCCUAACAGGUCUCCGAGAUUAUAGAUCUGUUUAGUUUUAGGUGUACAUGUUCUACACCAGUGUAUAUCAACAUUAGUGCUGCUGCCGGUGAUAUGGUAGGUUACCAGAAUAAAAAAAUAUUUUCAUUUCACUAUGAAAACUAUGAAUGACCUAUCAUUCUAAGUUUCAGAUUUUGGUUAGACUUAACAGUUCAAACUGAGGUGGACCAUAUGUAAUAUUUUCUAACUCAUUGUAUGAAAGCAGUGUCUGAACUCAGACAUGCCAGUUGGUCAUAAGUUUUGAGUAAGGUCAGACCCUGUUUUAAUCACAUAUGCCUGGCCAUGACAUGAAACCAGAAAAUCAAAUAACAUUUGGCAUAUUUCAGUUGCUUUUGAUGUCAGUUCUGAGACAUACAGUGGUUCAUCAUUAAAUCAAAUGUGGAUCAGAAAGUAAUUUUCUUGAAAGUUUUCCUGGGUUUGGUUGUACAUGUGUAUCUAUAUACAAACACCAAACAGAAGCCAAAUUGGUUGUCUGAUUAAUUUGAUUUAUUUUAUUGAGUUCAAGUUGCAAAUCUGACUGAUUACUUGUGUAAAAAUCUCAAAUGAUGUUUUACAUGUGGCCGCCAUGUGACUUGAAAAGUUAAUUGUCUUUAAUGAUACCGAGAACACAGUCGAUGAUGGAAAUUGACUUGUUUUCUGUUCCAUUAAUCUGGAAUAUUAGUAGUUUAUAUAUUUACAUUAGUAAAUAUCAUUUUUAGCUCACCUGGCCCCCAAACACUUCUGCUGUGGUGUGGCAUCCAUCAAAAUCCAAAAGGCCCGGAAACCUUAUAUUUGGCUGGUAGGUUUCUGGGAUGGAACUCAAAAACAUUUGUAAAAGAAAUUACCUUGACUCAUAUUCAAGGGAUUCAAUUUGUUUAAAAAAUGAAUUCUUCUGAUUAAUUAAAAGGCCUUGAAUCAAGAUAUUAGGUUGGUAUGUUACAGGGAUAGAGCCUGAUCAAAGUUUGCAAGAGGAAAUGAUCUCGACCUAUAUUCAAGGUCACAGGGGUCAAAUUUGUUAAAACAUUCAAACAGCUUUUGCUGAUUUACUAAAAAUCCAUGAAUCAAGAUAUGAUAUAUUCCUUGAACAGAGUGUGACAAAGACUGCAAAAGUAAAUGGCCUUAACCCAUAUAAAGGGUCACUGGGAUGAACUUACGUAGUUAAAACACUCAGAUGAACUCUUCUCAAUAACUUAAAGGCAUUAAAUCAAGAUAUUUGCUGCUGUGUUCUUGAACUGAUGUCCAACAUUUGCAAAACGAAAUUAUCUUUACUUAUAUUCAAGGUCACAGAGGUCUAAUUUGUUUAAACAAUCAAAUUACUUUGUCUGGUUAACUGAAAUGCCUAGAAUCAAGAUAUAUGGCUAAUUGGUUCUUGGGAUGAUGCCCAACAAAAUUUGCCAAAAUAAUUGACCUUGACCCUUAUUCAGACCCAGAUUGAGGAUGCAAGCCCACUGGGAACACUUGCUCCUUUAGCAAGUUUUCAUUGUUUUACGCAAUAUGUUAAUAGAACUUUUAUUGUACUAUACACAUGAUAUUAAACGUUAUGACUGACAACUUUGUGUGAUCUGAUGUGCUUUGACAGUAUCUGUAUAUGAAAUGAAACAUUUUUUUCCAAACAAAAAGUGCUCAGUGACACAGUUAUUUUUUGUCACAUCAGUAACAUAAUGUUGCAAAAGUUGUUACUUUAUUAGUGAUGACGUCAUUAUUUCACUUUAAAGUUAUGUGUGUGUAUCUGUUAUUCAAAAUGUUUGUCUUGCUAAACCAAACUAUGUACAUAGGUCAUAUUGGAUGGAGAAUAAGCUACAUGCAGCAUGAUCUACUGUACAUGUAGCAGAAAUAACAAUUAUAGUGACAAAUUAAAAUAGACAUAAAAGUGAUAUUGCAGUUCCAAAUGUUUGUAAAAUACUUUUGAAACAUUUGCCUUGUACUAGCGGUAACAUGGGUAAAUCAUAUAUAUACAUUGUACACAGUCAAAACACAAGUGUACAGACAUGCAUCGUGGUAGGAAGCAAUUAUGAGGAAUAUUGAUGCAUAUCUGUGUACUAAAUCAUUUUUUAAAAUGUGUGCUACAUUAUACUGCAUAGUGUUCAUCCAAUUACUGUGUAAGUCAUGAACAAAAUCAUCACUUUUUACCAGUAUGACGAUACUUGUUAAGUUUGAAGGGACCUUCAUUUUGUUAUUUUUGAUAUUUCCUUCAAAGGAAAUAAGAAGGUGAAAAUAUGAAUGAUCUGGUGAUUGUCUUUGUAUAUUUUUGUAUUUUUUUUCUCAGUAAAAAAUUAAAAAAAUAUUUUUUUCAAUAUCUGCCUUGGUUAUUUGAUCAUUAUCUCAUGUGACAAUUGGAAACGAUACUAACUAAAGUUGCAAAUGUUUUUGUCAGGAUUGAAACUACCUUGCAGAAAAAUUAAAUUAAAUUAAAUAAACAUGUCAGAAGA